AUGGCGGUUAGCUCCUUUGCCCGCAUGCUCAAGGGCCAAGUGCGAUGCUACUCCGCACCGCUGGACAUGGCCAUUCCGCCCUCCAAGCAGCGCUACAUCCCCACCUCCGGCACGUAUCCCCAGGGCUUCCUGGUGUCCGGCACCCAUGUCGGUGUCAAGGCCUCCAACACGCGUUUCCCCGAUCUCGCGCUGAUCGCUUCGGAGACCCCGUGCUCUGCCGCCGCCGUCUUCACCACGAACAAGUUCCAAGCCGCGCCGGUGCAGGUGAGCAGGGAAACGCUGCGCACUCGCAAGGGAGAGGGCAUCCGGGCUGUCGUCAUCAACUCUGGCUGCGCCAAUGCUGUGACUGGAAAGGGUGGUCUGGAGGAUGCUGUCCAGAUGGGUCGCACAGUGGACCAGUGCAAUGGUGUCGAGAAUGAUAGCUCGCUGGUAAUGAGCACCGGUGUCAUUGGACAGCGCCUGCCCAUCAGCAAGAUCAUUGACCUCAUUCCCACCGCAUACUCUAACCUCGCCUCCUCGCACGAGGCCUGGCUCACCACCGCCCGUGCUAUCUGCACCACCGAUACCUUCCCCAAGCUUCUCUCGCGCGAAUUCACCCUGCCUUCCUCCCCGGGCCGCACCUACCGUCUUGCCGGUAUGACCAAGGGUGCUGGUAUGAUCCACCCCAACAUGGCCACUCUACUGGGUGUUCUGUGCACCGACGCCGCCAUUGAACCCGCCGCUCUGCGAUCCCUCCUCAAGCACGCCGUGUCCCGCUCCUUCAACUCCAUCUCCAUCGACGGUGACACCAGUACUAAUGACACCAUCGCCGUGCUGGCCAACGGAGCGGCCGGUGGAAACACCGUGCCCGCUUCCGAGUCCAACGAGGACUACAAGGCGCUGCAGACUGUUCUGACCGACUUUGCCCAGGAGCUUUCGCAGCUCGUCGUCCGUGACGGUGAGGGCGCUACCAAGUUCGUGACUGUCCGCGUGCGCAACUCGCCCGACUACGAGUCCGCCCGCCUGAUUGCUUCUACCAUUGCCCGCUCUCCUCUGGUCAAGACUGCUCUCUACGGCCGGGAUGCCAACUGGGGCCGUAUCCUCUGCGCUGUCGGAUACACUCAGGGUGUUCGUGACGGUACCGUUGUUCCUGAGCGUACCUCUGUGAGCUUCCGCCCUGUGGACGGUAGCCCUAUCCUGAAGCUGCUGGUCAACGGCGAGCCCGAGACUGUAGAUGAGGAGCGUGCUAGUGCCAUUCUGCAGAACGAGGACCUGGAGAUUGAGAUCGACCUUGGUGGUGGUGAGAAGGGCGAUGCUGGCCGUGGUGGUGAGGAUGCAGUUUACUGGUUCUGCGAUUUCAGCCACGAGUACGUGACUAUCAACGGUGAUUACCGCACAUAG
Penicillium argentinense is the source of this 1380-nucleotide messenger RNA. Its product is annotated as bifunctional ornithine acetyltransferase/N-acetylglutamate synthase. The record is from RefSeq and is a predicted model, not a curated record. Lineage: Eukaryota; Fungi; Ascomycota; Eurotiomycetes; Eurotiales; Aspergillaceae. The coding region runs from base 1 to 1380 and encodes 459 amino acids. Gene Ontology annotation, molecular function: L-glutamate N-acetyltransferase activity, acting on acetyl-L-ornithine as donor; L-glutamate N-acetyltransferase activity, acting on acetyl-CoA as donor. Gene Ontology annotation, cellular component: mitochondrial matrix. The transcript has 2 exons. Gene Ontology annotation, biological process: L-ornithine biosynthetic process; L-arginine biosynthetic process.